Molecule: messenger RNA, 267 nt
Organism: Paraglomus occultum
Lineage: Eukaryota; Fungi; Glomeromycota; Glomeromycetes; Paraglomerales; Paraglomeraceae
Source: the annotation of a GenBank genome assembly
AUGCCCCUGUCAUUGCUCUUGGAUUCCCCGUCCAGAGGACUAAGGCUCAAUCCCGGGUUCACUCUAGCUUCCGAGCUAUUAGCAAUGAAUGGCAAGAAUAUUGCAAAUAAAACGGCCACAACCCCUUUCACCAUACUUUGCACACCGGACAUUGGCCUUUGGGAGGGCUCACGCGACAGUCAAGAUUUCCUCUUUUUAGCAGUAUCUUUGGAAAUGGGUACAUGCCCCGAAGCAAAUCCAAGCACGGCCGAGUUGGACGUACGCUAG